Aureobasidium namibiae CBS 147.97 is the source of this 3216-nucleotide messenger RNA. RefSeq names its product beta-galactosidase. Gene Ontology annotation, molecular function: beta-galactosidase activity; carbohydrate binding. Gene Ontology annotation, biological process: lactose catabolic process. Lineage: Eukaryota; Fungi; Ascomycota; Dothideomycetes; Dothideales; Saccotheciaceae. The transcript is spliced from 3 exons. The record is from RefSeq and is a predicted model, not a curated record. Bases 1 to 3216 code for a protein of 1071 amino acids. Gene Ontology annotation, cellular component: beta-galactosidase complex.
AUGGCUCUGCCCGUAAGCUUGACAGCAGCCGCAGACCAUCACUCAGGACAAUCGUCGGACCUCGACAUAUGCAACCCGAAGAUCGUUCAUCGCAAUCGUCUCCCAGCCCGUUCGUACUGGAUACCAGAAAAGUCCCUUCUCUUGAAUGGCACUUGGGGUUUUGUCUACUCACCAACCCCCAAGCAUGCGCCUCAUCCUACCUUAUACUCCGACGGCCUCAGCAGCCUCGUGGAUGCCCUGACGGUUGAUGGGAAUGAAGGUCAGACUGCAGACAUCAAAUGGUCCUCUAUCACUGUUCCAGGACACUGGCAGCUUCAGGGCUAUGGCAAACCUCAUUACACCAACACAGUCUACCCCUUCCCAGUAUGCCCACCUUUUGUGCCUACAGAGAACCCUACAGGAACCUAUCGCAGGAACUUUUUCGUUCCUUCCUCCUGGUCUGAGGAUUCUCAGAUUCGACUUCGUUUCGAUGGUGUCGAUAGCGCAUACCAUGUUUACCUCAACGGACAGAAGGUUGGCUAUUCUCAAGGCUCGAGAAAUCCAGCCGAGUUUGACAUCACCGAAUUCGUAAACCGUGGGGAGGAUGUUAAUCGUCUGAUUGUCACUGUUUACCAAUGGUCUGAUGGCUCCUAUAUUGAGGACCAGGAUCAGUGGUGGCUUUCAGGCAUCUUCCGCGAUGUACAUCUGGAAUGUUUCCCAAGUAAAGUACGCAUCGAAGACGUGUUCAUCAAGACAGAGCUGGAUGGUGACUACAAAGAUGCGAAGCUGCGCGUUGAAUUGAGCCUCACGAUACACGAGGCUACCGAAGCCAUGCUGUCUCUGCGGAGCCCGAAUGGCUCUUCCAUCAUCAAUGAGAAGAUACAGCUCUCUGCCGAUGAAGCGCUUAGCUCGCAUGUUUUCAACGUGUCGAACCCUGCCAAGUGGACUGCAGAGGCACCUCAUCUCUACACUUUCGAGAUCAGCCUACUGGGCCCAAAGUCUGACACCAUCCUCCAAACGGUCAAGCAGCGGGUUGGGUUCAGAUGUGUUGAGACCAUCAAAGGCAACAUUUGUGUCAACGGCAAGCCACUUCUACUGAGAGGCGUCAACCGUCAUGACCACCAUGCAUUGUUCGGUCGAGCCGUACCUUUGGCUUACAUGAGAAGAGAUCUGAUGAUCAUGAAGCAACACAACAUCAACGCUCUCCGCACUUCUCACUAUCCCGCAAACCCAAAGUUAUAUGAGCUUUGUGACGAACUCGGUCUCUGGGUCAUGGACGAAGCAGAUCUGGAAUGCCAUGGAUUCUACGAUGCUGUUGAAAGACCUCAGAAUCUGCCUCCAGACAUGGAUUAUGAGGAACGCAAAAAGUAUACCUUUGACAAGGCAGCCAAGUUCACCAGCGAUAACGAAGACUGGAAGAUCGCCUAUCUUGACCGCAUGGUGCAGAUGGUAGAGAGAGACAAGAAUCAUCCGUCAAUCAUCAUGUGGUCUCUCGGCAAUGAAGCUUUCUAUGGCCAGAAUCACGCUACCAUGUACGAGUGGGCCAAAUCUCGAGAUCCAGAGCGUCCGGUCCAUUACGAGGGAGACGUCAAUGCAAAAUCUGCCGACAUGUUCUCCUACAUGUAUCCUCCUAUCGAAAAACUUAUCGGUCACGCAACAGAAGAAGGUGAUGACUUCAAGAAGCCCAUCGUGCUCUGCGAAUACGGUCAUGCCAUGGGCAAUGGACCAGGUCUUCUGGAGGAUUACCAAGAAGCCUUCCGCAAAUAUCGCAGACUCCAGGGUGGCUACAUCUGGGAGUGGGCGAACCAUGGUCUUCUCAAGACCGAAGGUGACAAACAAUUCUAUGCCUAUGGCGGAGACUUCGGUGACGUGCCUAACGACGACACUUUCGUCAUGGAUGGGCUUUUGUUCAGCGAUCAUACCCCAACUCCGGGCCUGACAGAACUGAAGAAAGUCAUUGCUCCUGUCCGAGCUUGGAUUGAGGAUAAGAAGUUGGUUGUCAGGAACGAGUUCGAAUUCAUCUCCCUGGGCCACUUGAUCUCUGACUUCAAGGUUGAGGUGCUUGGCAUCCGACCUGAUCGUGUACUGUCUGGACCCAUCCAGCUACCUCACAUUGAGCCUGGUACGGAAGUCAAGAUUGAUCUACCUGAAGAGAUUUUCAAAAUCCAACGUCCCAAUGGAACAGAGGUGUGGUUGACUGUAGACUUCCGUCUCGGUGUCGCGACUCCAUGGGCCGAGGCUGGUCACUCGAUCACAUGGGUACAGGAACAGCUCUCUGCCAAGGACGACGACCAUAGCUACGGUAUCGAGAGGCCCAUCAUGUCGAGUGCCAUCACCGCCAACGAAACUCAACUCCACUACCGCUUCGUUGGCUGUGAUUUCCACUUCAACUUCUCCCGAGCCAGAGGAACACUCGUCGAGUGGAUAUACGGUGGCAGAUCAGUGCUCAAGAAGCGCGAAGCACCAGAUGACCCCCUGCUGGCCCUAGACUUCUGGCGCGCACCAACCGACAACGAUGCCGCCUCUAUGAGCAAAGAAUGGAAACGCUACGGCCUUGACGCCAUGACACCCCAGCUCCGUAGUCUCACGCUCGAAGAAAAUGGACCCGACAAAGCUCGCCUGACUGCUGUCUACUACUACAGCCCUCCAGUGCUAGCCUGGGGUUUCCUCGCAAAAGUUACCUACGAGAUCUCCUCCGCAGGUCAACUAUCCAUAAGAGUCCACCUCGCUCCUCAAGGCCACGCUCCCAGCACACUGCCCAGAGUAGGCUUGAACAUCCAACUCGACUCUUCCUUCCAACAAGCAACCUGGUACGGCGCCGGUCCCGGUGAAUCCUACUCGGAUAAAGCAACCUCCCAACAACUAGGCAUCUGGAACUCGACCAUCGCAGCCUUGCAAACCCCCUACGAGGUUCCCCAGGAAAACGGCAACCGCAUCUCCACACGCUGGGUCAAAGUCCUCAACGAGCAAGGCUUGGGAAUCAAAGCAACAUAUCUCCCAGGACCAAAGGAAAAGGAGUUCUUUCAAUGGGCAUGUUGCUUGCAUGAUGCUAAGGAGUUGGAAAGAGCCAGACAUCCUUGCGAUUUGGUCAAGAGGGAAAGUCCGCUGUGGAGGUUGGAUGCUGAUAACGCUGGCGUGGGGACUGCAGCUUGUGGGCCGGGUGUCAAGGAGGUGGAUCAGGUCGAGUGUAGAGAGAGGGAGUUCACGUUUGUUUUGGAGCCUGCUAUAGAUUUCUAG